AUGGCCUUGAACGACGCAUGCCUGCGUAAGAUCGAGUACGGCGCUAUGCUAGGUGGUGCUGUUGGAGCUACCUUUGGCGCUCUCUUCGGUGGCUACGAGGCCUCGCGGUACCGAAGUGUUUCUGUUGCGCAACGCGUUGGUUUGGCGGCGCGGGCGACCCUUGGUGGAGCAGCUGUGUUUGGCUUCUUCCUUGCGGUAGGAACAGCGAUUCGUGGUUGCGGUGGCCCUGAUCGUUUUUAG
Messenger RNA from Cyanidioschyzon merolae strain 10D, 240 nucleotides. RefSeq lists its product as hypothetical. The transcript has a single exon. Lineage: Eukaryota; Rhodophyta; Bangiophyceae; Cyanidiales; Cyanidiaceae. The record is from RefSeq and is a predicted model, not a curated record. Gene Ontology annotation, biological process: protein import into mitochondrial matrix; protein insertion into mitochondrial inner membrane. The coding region runs from base 1 to 240 and encodes 79 amino acids. Gene Ontology annotation, cellular component: TIM23 mitochondrial import inner membrane translocase complex.